AUGUCGACUCUGGCGGCAAAGAUGUCCAACAGAGAUCGCCUGCUACUCUCCCAGGCGGUGUAUCAAGAGGGCGAGCAAGCAUGGGCCAAAGUAGCGGCACUCAUGAGUCAGUACGCACCCGCCAACGGCUACACGCCAGACUCGUGUCAAUCAGCCUAUGCAGCUCUCACUGCCGAGCUAGACAACGGAGUACCGCGAGCAGCGCCGCCACGAGCUGUCACGCCGCAGUCACGAGCACAGCUCAAGCUAGCCAGAACGUACUAUCAAGCUCGGAUAGACGAUCUCAAGACGAGCAUACGAGCGGAAGAGGUCCUCUCCAGGCGUCAUCUCAAAGACGCUGCCGAUAUCCACAAUGGUCUCUGGGACGACAAGAUCAAAGCGCUCCUGCCCGAGACCGUCUUCAAGCCAGCCGCUCCCGAAGCGUCCACGAGCACGCCAGUCGUGAGCUCCGAUGGACCCGUCUCACCCGGCGCGCGAAAGAAAUCUCCAGAUAGAAAGACUUCACCUGUCGUCCCUCCCGCUUCUGCGCGAAAAUCUGCAAGGAGACAGAGCGCAGAUGCCAACGCCGUCGUACAAGAAGCAGACCCUGACCCGCCAGAGCCGCCCUCGCUGACCAAGCGACACUCUUCGAGAAUUAGGUCCGAUCCGGACACUAGAGCUGGUCCUUCGAUUGGACAGACUGCCGAGUCGAUCGAGACCGAAGCGAUACAAGAGAUUCUAGAGGACGAAGAAGAUGACACCUUGCGACAGGGUGAAGACAUACUCGAGGGCGGUAGCGAACAGUCUGGUAAACCUCGUUCGGGACGGAGCACUCGUUCGAGCGCGGCUGCGCCCAUCGAGAUCAUCUCAGACGCCGGCGGAUCUGACGAAGAAGAGGAUGCGGAUCAUUCGAGCUCGCCUCAGAAAAGGUCCAGAAACAGAGCUACCCGAUUGGGUACGAGACGGACUUCUACGCGAGGCAAGCCAGAUACGGACGGGCAGGAGGAGGAUGCCAGCGUGAAAGAUGAGCAGGAAGACGCAGAGGAUGAGGAUGAGAUGCCUGCUAGACGCGGCUCACGGGUCAAGUCAGAGACUCAGCCUGCUCGAGGUGCAAGCAAGCGCAAGCGUAACCCGACGCCUCAGACUGAACCCUCGCCCGCUCCUUCUGAUCGAAGCAAGAAGCGCGCAAAGACAGAUGAGAGCGAGGAGAUGCAGGUGACGCCCGAGAAAGACCGUGCAAGCGCCAAGCGAUUCCAGCGAUCCAUCUUGCAGAUACAUACCCAGAUCGUCGAGAAUCCCAAAGCGUCAGUUUUUCGUGAGCCUGUCAAGCAGACCGAUGCGCCCGGCUACUCUGCACUCAUCAAAGAACCGAUGAGUCUCAAGGGCAUCACUAAGCGUAUUCGCGACGGCACCAUCACCAAUUCGAUCGAGUUUCGAAGAGACAUCACGCUCAUGUUUGCAAACGCUAUCAUGUACAAUCCCAAGGAUAGCGAAGUAGCCCGUCAAGCCCAGGCGAUGCUACAAGAAGCAGAGGCACUCAUCGGCGUUUAUGACCAGGCAGAAGCGUUUGCAUGA
Messenger RNA from Mixia osmundae IAM 14324, 1554 nucleotides. RefSeq lists its product as uncharacterized. The record is from RefSeq and is a predicted model, not a curated record. The transcript has 4 exons. Gene Ontology annotation, cellular component: NuA4 histone acetyltransferase complex. Gene Ontology annotation, molecular function: protein binding. Lineage: Eukaryota; Fungi; Basidiomycota; Mixiomycetes; Mixiales; Mixiaceae. Bases 1 to 1554 code for a protein of 517 amino acids.